Messenger RNA from Xyrichtys novacula (pearly razorfish), 7664 nucleotides. Lineage: Eukaryota; Metazoa; Chordata; Actinopteri; Labriformes; Labridae. The record is from the annotation of a GenBank genome assembly.
UGACUGCUUCUGUUCAGACUGAUUCUUGCAAUGGAUGCUAUAAGCAAUUCGGGCGCGCGGGCCGUCUUUUCGCGCGGAAACCCGGGUGUUGUGGAGUGUACCAUUACGCCGAUCUAUGGGUGAGGCUUUCCAUCAUUGUACGUUAUGUUUACGCUUGAAAUUAAUCUUUUUUGUUAUAAAUACUCUUUUAUGUAAUAGAAAAUUAGCGGAGACCUAUCAUGACUAUAAACCUGUUGUACAUUUAUGGAGGGGAUGUUUCAUGAAUAAGCAAACAACUCCAGUUACCCCCGCACUUUCAAGGUGUUGUAGACGACUGACCAAGUGAAAUCAAUCUGAACCUUAUUUACUGGUGACCAUUGAGCACAGUUGGUAGUUCAUGCGAAGCUGGGAUGGUGAAACUUUGGAAGCUUAAAUAAACGUAAUUAGGCCCAAAUUGAAAACAUAAUCAAUUAAAAUUAAUUUACUAAUUCUCCUGAGUCACCAGAGUAAGUUUUUAGUGUUGUGUCGUUAUCGAACGAUUCGUUCAAAAGAACCGAAUCUUUUAAGUGACCGUACUGAACCGAAUCAUUUCCUCAAGUGAUUCGUUCGUUUCUCAAUUGAGUUGAGCUGUCAGCAGGGCAGAUGUUAUAGCAUGCUGCACUGCCAGGCGAAGGAGGGAACGCAUGCACCGACGCCUGAAUCACUUGAUAAACGAAUCACGCACUGAACUACACUCUCUGGAAUCAUUUUUGUAAGAAAAAAACAAAAUUUUUUUUAUUUUUUUACUGCUAAAUUGCCACCACAACAACUUGCAUACAAUAGGACACAGCAUGUAACAAGUAGUGCAUUAAACCUGCAGCAUCCUAUCAUUGCAGUGGUUUGCGAGGGAACGGUGCAUGUUCAGUGAAUUCUUCUAAACGAUCAGUGAACGAAUCACUCAUUGAGCCCUAUUUACCGAGCAGACCAGAUAAAUAGCAUACUAUCAGGACUUGAUAAGCUCUUUGUUUCAUUCUAUUCUUUCUCAAACUGUUUAUCUUGACAUACAUAUGUUGUGUAAAUUUAUCUUUGACAUGUAUAGUUGUUUGAUUUACAUAUGCAUUAUUUUGUUCAGUGUUUUUGUUUCUAGAGGGUUUUUUUUUCUUAAAGUUUGAGAUAAAUGAAUAAGAAAGAAAGACAGUAAAUGUAAAUUUAUUCAUGUUAAUGUGCAGGGCUGAGUUUGGGAAGAAAAUGUUUGGAACAGCCCUUAAAUAUUGCUUGUCAUACGCCUACUUUAACACUAGGUGGCACCAUGCCGUCAAAAAAGUGAGCUUGGUCCUUUAGGUUGUCCCUAUUCAGACUAUUUAUUUCUCUAUAUUUACAUGCCAAACCAACCUACCAUCUGGUGUCCGACGGUAUAGCCUUUAUUUAGGUCAUAUGCGAUCUCUAUAUGCUAAAUGGUGAUCAAUUUUUCAUAUUAAAACUGUUAGUUCAUGGACACUGGUGUGUUCCUUUUGUUAAAUGUUGGUUUUUGAAAACUAGUAAAGAUUUCUAACACUUUUACUCUGAAGGAAUUAUCCCGCUCUAGUCUUGUGUUAUGGCUUCAAAGUUAUUUGUGUAUACAACUUCACCUACAGGUUUCUGAGUCUGAUGUCAUAUCCUGCAGGGCACUGGAAAGACCUGGCAGACUUCCCAGCAGCCUCCUGGGGCUGAUUCAGCCAGUGUUCCCACCCAGGAAUCCUGGACGUCUGACAGGAAACAUGUCCAACUCUCCCAAGGCCACUAUAAGUCAGCCCCUCCCCUCAUCCCAAGUCUCCCUUUGGCUGAAAAACAUCUCCUGGGACGUUCUUUUAUACUAUUCUCAGACAAACUAUCUUACAAAAAGACAUAUUUCUUACCACACCCCGUUUUCACCCUCCCUGUCCUCUGCCCAGCUUCCCACCGUAGCCCUAUCUUGUUUCAGCCUUCAAGCAGGUUCACGAUUUCAUUAGGCAAGAAAGCAUUGAUUAAUCGCCAAGCAGUAUUUGCAUGUAAAAUUUCAGACUUUCAUGUUGAAGCUGGUUUUUGGUUUUUGUUCUUUUUUUACCUUGUCAGAGCAUGUUUGGAUUAAAUCCUGUGUUUUGAAUCCUUGUCAGAUGUAGGCAGAUUGGAAGACAUCUCAAACCUUCAGGUAAGGAACAGCUGCAAAAGCCGAUUUAUUCACAUCAUAGAGUUAAAUUCAAACACACAAAAUGGAUUCUUUUGGUAUUUCAUUUAUUUUAUAAAAAGGGAAUGCAAUUAACAAAAAGUCUAUGUACCUACAUUAGUGUUUCAGAUUGUACCGAUUUAACACAGGCAGCGUGCUACAGGACACACAAGGCUAUUGCACACGAAACAUUUCACACAAAUCAUACAUACUGUACAAAAUUACAUACAUACAUACUUUACAAACAUACAUAGUAAUUUCAUGUAUUUAUUAUAAAAACAUCACAGAGUCAGGCAACACAAUGAAGUGAUAGGUACACAAAUUAAAACAUCUCUCUGUCAGAAAAACAAAACAAAAUGGGGGAGAAUGAACAUCACUGAAGCUGCCAAAGUGCUUUUCACCAUUUCUACUUGGCCAUCUUAAUUAAAAAGUCAAUAUAAAAACACUGAAGGAGGGUUUUUAAAUGUUUGUCUACAGGAUGAAGGUUAGUCCGAUCCUGAACAGCAGGAACCGGACAGCGAAAAACAGGACUUCCCAUGGUUCAAGGAAGUUGCAUGUUUGAGGAUGUCAGAGAAUGAGGAUGGAGCUAACCUCCCAAGAGGACAGAAACCGGAUCUUCUCCCUUUUUUUCAUAAGGAAGGCGGGGGGGUCUUUGGAAAGAUGAGACGUGUUUACAUCUUUAGCUGCACAAGGCAUUAUGGCCAACAAAUUAAACCAGGAUGUUCACAAAUAGUUGUUGUUCAUGUUGCUAUAUAAGACUUCACAGUGAAAAUGUCCUGACCUGUUCAACUCUGCUCAUCAGUGACUUGGUAAUUCAAAAAUUAUGACCAAUAAUACUGUCAACAAUGGAGCACUUGCCCCAAACACUUCAUACAUACAUUCAGCCUUAUUCCCAAAGAGGAAGGCGCACACAGAGACAGCACAUCGCUGCUAUGUUGCUACAACACUGUCGGGGGACAUUCGCCCCAUUUGUCAAAGCUGCGAGACAGCUGUCAUUGAGUAGGAUUCAUCAGUGCCAACUCACUUCAGGAAAUGUGCUUUCUGAUUAGGCCUUCCUCCACGGAAACUAUUAAGAUACAAAAGACAACAGUAAAAGCAGGAGGGACAGAUUGUGAAAAUACAUGAGACGAGGGGUGUUAGUGAUGAAAGCUGGAGGUGGAAUAUAUUAUACACAUCAGCGCUUACAAAUAAGUUAGAAUUCAUGCAUUACAUGUAUGCAGAUUAUGUAUUUUUCAAAAUUAAUCAAAUAGUUUAAGCAAGGUUAUACAGGGAAUAUAUAGCCCUGGUUAAGGGAGUACUCUUAGUAAUUUGGCUUAUCUGGAGCGCAGUGCUGAGUAAAGUUGAUCACUGCCUCCAGCUCUGUGUAGAAUGAGUGAUACUGAUGCAGGCCUAAUGUAUACAUAUGUAUCAGUAGAGGAGAGUAAUGUGGUUAAACCUUACAAACGACAACAAUCUCUCAAGUAAUCUACAAAGUGCAACUUUGUGAGCUUUGCAUUGAUGCAGUUCUUGAAAGGCCCAAAACAACUCACCAUAACUUUGAUAAUAUGCUUUUUAUGUUUCCAUUUUUUUUUUGGCCUUUUAAACAGUUUUACAUGAAAAGGAAGAAAGACCAGAGGAAUGUAUAUGGAAAUGGUUUUCAGCUCCCAAUAAGUUGAUGAGCGUACCCAUGAAAAAGCUACUUUCACAUUUCUAAAAGUUCUCACCUGUGGAUUGUUUUUCCACUUGAAAGAUUGGUUUUUACACCCAGUACAUGGGUGAAUUGAUUGAAGGCUUGAUUGAGAAUUCACACAAUUUUGAUUGCAAUAAGAAAUGUCUGUAUUGGAGAAUGCAUCUCCAAAGAAAAGCUGUGUUACAGCCAUUAGAGGCAGCUCAGUCCAGCGUGUGCUUGCAUCUUUUUUUCACAUCUCUUAGUCUCAUCAUCGCCUCUCUUCUUGAUCUCAUGAACACGCACUCGCACUCACACACAUUCACACACACUGAUGUCUUUGAACCAUAUCACACACAGGUUGUGCAGUCUUGCAUGAUCGGUGUGGUCUGGUGUUCAUGUUUGUUGGUGCAGUGUUCCAGAGAGCUGGAGCUCUUGAGAGGGACCAGACACCGGUCAGCGGGUCGCCCGCUUUGCAGCACCCCCCAGCAGCACAGCACUCGCAGGAACUCUUUUCUCAUGUCCUUGCUGCGCAGGGUGUAUAUGACUGGGUUAAGCGCUGAGUUUAGAGUGGCAAAGCCAAAAAAUAUGUGUGCAUUAGAAAGAAUUGGGCAGAACUGUAUGCUGCAGGAUGAAUCCAGGAGGAGGAUGGUAAAAGCAGGCAGCCAGCACAUGAUGAAGACACCCAGCACUAUGGUGACAGUUUUUAACAGGGCGUAGGCCGGCGAGUUGGUUGCCUCCUGAUGACUGGAGCGUACAAUCAAGUAGAUCCUCACAUAGAGGAUGACAAUAGAAAGUAGUAUGAGGCUGAAAAUACUCACAACAAAGAGAAUGUAUUUCUUUGAGUAGAGCGGCAAAACAGCUGAGCAUUCAGGGCGAUCAUUGAUGCAGUUCCAGCCAAUGAUAGGAAGUCCCCCAAGAAGGAUCGAGGUCACCCAACAUGUUCCUAUUAGAAUAAACAUGCGGCAUGUUUUGGUCGAGCCGUACACCUUGACUUUGGUGAUAGCUAAGUAGCGCUCUAUUGCUAUUGCCAGCAAGCUGAAGACCGAAGCUGCCAGAGCGAUGAACGCUGUGCCCUCCCGAAUAAACCACUGCACAGGCACCAGCUUGAAGGUCUUCGAUCCUGACAAAAAAAUGUUGGCUAUGUAGGCCGAGCCUGCCAGCAGGUCAGAGAACGCCAGGUUGCCGAUGAAGAAAAACAUGGCGGAGUGGAACUUCUUAUUGCGGCAGACGGCGACCAGGACCAGCAGAUUCUCCAGGAUGAUGAUGGUGCAGAGGACCACUAUGACAAUGUUCAGGGUUGUGAGCUGUUUUUUGUUCUCAUAAUGUCUGACCAGCUCCUGUGGGGUCAUAUUCUUUGCAUAGGCAUAGUAGUCCUGGAUGAGAUUGGGGUUGUAGUACUGGGAAUACCUGCUCUUCAUGGUGACAGGGUGACAGAGCACGGCGGAUUUACGGCAAAGAUUCAUUCACACAGAGGAGAUGUGCAGAGUGUCUACGCUGAUAAUCAUUGCCUUUGAGGAAAGGACAGGAAGAGGGCCCAGGCUUGAAGGGGAGGCCGCCCAGUCCCACAGUCACGUCUGCAAAGCUCUAUGUGGGUCACCUGCAGACACACAGAAAGGAAGAGAAAACCUCGAUUACUGACAUGGUUCACUUUUUAAAUCAGCCAUGACCGAGCAAACAUUGGUUUUUUAAAAUCUGAUCCUGAUUCUUGAAUCUUUCUUGACUUCAUUUUAGUUUCCAUCCUUCAAAAACCCCAAAAAGUGCAGCAAUAUUUACACAAACUGACAUGAAAAAUAAAUACACACUUCUAUAAAGUAUAACACUGAUGAUUACUGACACACAGUGAACACCCACGCAGAUUUCUCAGCCUGGUAUGAUCAGAACGGAAAGUAGCAUGUUGGCCAACAGGGGAAUUUUACAUUUUGAUGAAAAAAUGUUGUGAAUCUGCACGGGCAGGGAUCAUCUUCAGGUAGAAGAAUAAACUCUCUGUGAGGCAGCGUGCUCUGCUUACACCGUGAACUGCGCGCGCUCGCAGACUGAAGGGGACAUUCCUCUAACCCUGUCCGAGCACUCUGUUGUCAACACAUAGCAUUGUUGUGGGGAGCGAACCAUUCCACUCCACUGAGCUACCUCUUGAAACUUCUGCAUAGCUUGUGGAUCAGUCAGACUUCUUCUUCCUGACCCUGCCCCCUCUGACCAGCUGACAGACGGCAAAUUAAACAGAUAUAGAUGUAAAAACACCAGAGCUUCCUGAACUGAAUGAGAAAAGGUUAUACAAGACUUCUCUGCAGUGCAUCAAAAGCAAAAAGUCAUGACUGUGGGGCCUGGUUGGAAUUAUUCCCAUACAUAUAAUGGCAUUAAGAUGCUCUGGGCCAUAUGUUGUGGUAUCUGACGUAUCCAAUGACAGAAUACAUAUACUGGCUUAAUGCGAAACCAUUGCGGGAAACCUUUGGAAUAAUAAGUUGUAAAAUUUUAUAAUGACAUAACAGAAAGAAAACAAUUAAAACGAAAACAUUUCGAACCACUAAUGUGGCUCCAAAUUACACCGAGGAGCCUUUUCAUUAAAAAACCCUAUAUACAAACUGAAACCAAAUAAAUGGGCUGCAGCUAAGAAGCCGAAAAACAAAGGAAAGUUUGAGGCUCUGGAAAUCUAAUUAGAGGCAGCCCCGGUGUCUUAAACCUGUCAGAAGUAACAGGAUCCCUCUGCAGACCAGCUCCAGAGGUAACUGAACACUGAUGCUUUAACUGCUUGUCUUCACGGCAGCUGUGAAACCUUCAGUGGAAACUGGGGCUGAAGCGCUUCACCAUUCUGCUGGGCUUUGACUCAAAAACCCGGGAGACUGAAGGAUGGAGAGGGAUGGAGACAAAGGCAGACAGAGAGCAUGCAUGUGGAACGGCAUCUGGACACAAAGGCAGGAAUCUGAGACUCUGCCGUGACGUCCGCGCGCACAAAUGCAUCAAUGUGUUGUGAACUUCACUCUGCACGUGCUCUGAUAUCUAUCUUCUCACACACACAGUUAAUUGUGACAGUCAUAGAGUAAUGUAGCAGACAGACAACUUCGACACACAGCUCUUAUUGGUUGCCAGCAAUAACUAGCGCACUGUUUCCUCAAGCAGGAACAAAGAACAAUAGUCUCCUUCAGUGAGGAGAGCAUUGCCCUUCAGCCUUAAUUAUUGGACAGCACACUUCCAUCUGUAUCAUAGCAGAAAUGUAUUUACAGUUAAGCCCUCGCUUAUCAGAAACCUCUGCCACAGGCCCGCUCGGCCCCGACCCCGCUAAUCUGUUUUAGCUCCAUUAAUGGACACAAAUAGGAGGAUUGAAGCUGAGCACAUGCACCAGCUGCACCCGGUUAUUACAUUAUGUUAUAUUAUUGCAUCCUAUAAUGACUUUAAUAUUGGAAAAGUCAGCCAGUAAAGAAGCUUUUUAUCUCCACAUCCUGCAGUCCUCUUCAAAGGAUGCCCCAGUUUGACUUUGUUUCAUCUUAUUUCUCUCUCUCUCUCUCUCUCUCUCUCUCUCUCUCUCUCUCUCUGAGCUCUGCCUGGUUUUUUCAGGACUCUCAUGUGUUUGUGUACACUCAAGGUCCUCCCGUCACCUGCAGACCUUGGCGUCUGUCAUCAAGGGAUUCUCUUCGCGUAGGGAAACUUGACGGGCUGGUUCGCCUACAGCGCCGUCUCACCGCAGCCCUGCCCUACACCUCCACCUGCCAUGUGCCAUUCAGAGGUUUCUAUGGCGAUUGGACAACAGGAGAUUUCCUGCUUUGUAACCCCUCCCAUGUCACACUUUGUCAAAGUUGUGCCCUGCGUUCGACCCAGACAUCCCUGUCACACUUCCACAACAGACAAAACACAUUGUGAAAAAUGUCACGCCAUGUCCUGAAU